UGAUGACUCUCAUUUUUUUUGUUGUUCUCCAACUAUCAAUCAGUAUUCAGUAGUUUUUAUGUACAUUUUGUACCAAAAAGGAUUUAAACAUUAUUAUGAAUCUCUCUGUUAAAGAAGACAAUUAUCAUGAAUCAAAUACAUAAUCAUCUGUUGAGAAGUAGGCUGCCAGAAACCUUUCUUUUUUUGCAAAAUAAUUUGUUAACUAUUAAUCACAAUUUUGGUGGCAACUUAACCAUCUCCUACUCUUCACAAUCAUUCUUUUGGUGUCUCUACCAUAUUAUAAUUCACCAAAAUCUCCUUACUUAUACCCACAAACUCCUCACAAAGAUCUCUGAAUCUUUCAGCUGAAAAUAUACAAUCAUAACAAUGGCUGGAGGCACAGCUCUAACUCCAACCUCUGUAGGAUCCAAGUCAGUUCCAAUGAGGAACCAUGAAGCAACCGAGAGAGGCAAUAACAACAACAGCAACCUGAAAGCAUUACCCAAAGCGGUCCAACCGGUUUCAUCAAUCGAAGGAGAGAUGGCUAAGAGGCCACGUGGCAGACCCGCUGGCUCCAAGAACAAACCCAAACCUCCAAUCAUUGUGACUCACGACAGUCCAAAUUCCCUCAGAGCUAAUGCCGUCGAGAUCAGCUCAGGUUGUGACAUCUGUGAGACUUUAUCGGAUUUCGCAAGAAGGAAACAGAGAGGUCUCAGCAUACUCAGUGCCAAUGGUUGUGUCACCAAUGUGACAUUAAGGCAACCAGCUUCAUCAGGAGCAAUUGUGACAUUACACGGACGUUACGAGAUCCUCUCAUUGCUUGGAUCAAUCUUGCCUCCACCAGCACCACUUGGAAUAACUGGUCUGACCAUUUACUUAGCCGGACCUCAAGGACAGGUUGUUGGUGGAGGAGUGGUUGGUGGGCUAAUCGCGUCUGGUCCUGUUGUUAUCAUGGCUGCAUCUUUCAUGAAUGCUGUUUUUGAUCGUCUUCCUAUGGACGAUGAUGAAGCUGCUUCUAUGCAAAACCAGCAGUACUACCAGAAUGGAAGAUCCCGUCCUUUAGACGACAUUCAUGGACUGCCUCAAAAUCUGCUCACUAAUGGAAACUCCGGUUCUGAUAUUUACUCUUGGGGGCCUGCACAACGUGCUAUGUCGAAACCUUGAUACAGCUCUCUAAUCUCCACGUUUCAUCAUAAUAUCAGAGUGCCAUAGUCUUAUUAUCUACUUUACCUUGGAAUCAAAGAUCGAUGUUUCUGUAGGUAGAGAGAACCAUAAGU
This is a messenger RNA of Camelina sativa (false flax), 1256 nucleotides long. NCBI's taxonomy places the organism in Eukaryota, Viridiplantae, Streptophyta, Magnoliopsida, Brassicales, Brassicaceae. The record is from RefSeq and is a predicted model, not a curated record.